Messenger RNA from Ectocarpus siliculosus, 636 nucleotides. The record is from the annotation of a GenBank genome assembly. NCBI's taxonomy places the organism in Eukaryota, Phaeophyceae, Ectocarpales, Ectocarpaceae.
AUGGCCGCAGCGGGGGGGGGACACCUGCGGGUGCUCGUCUGGCUGCGGGAGAACGGGUGCGACUGGGACGAGUAUACCUGCCGCAAGGCCGCUUCGGGAGGACACCUAGAGGUCAUCCAGUGGGCGAGGGCGAACGGCUGCGCGUGGAGCGAGGCCACGUGUAGCAGGGCGGCGCGGGGAGGACACCUCAACGUUUUGGAGUGGGCGAGAGAACACGGAUGCCCCUGGGAUGCAUUGACGUGCAUGGCUGCCGGCGAAGGCGGCCACCUUGACGUCCUGCAGUGGGCGAGAAAGCAGGACUGCCCGUGGGACGCGCGCGUCUGCCGAGCCGCGGCACAGGGCGGGCACCUCCACGUCCUAAAGUGGGCCCGAGAGAAGGGCUGCGCCUGGGACAAGCAGGCCUGCGCGGGGGCCGCCCGGUGGGGCCACCUGGGCGUCUUGAGGUGGCUGAGGUCGCAGGACUGCCCGUGGGACGAGGAUACCUGCACGGCGGCUGCGGAGGGGGGGCGUUUGGGGGUGCUGAAGUGGGCGCGGGCGCACGGGUGCCCCUGGGAUGAGAACACGGCUCGGACGGCCGCCAUGUGCAGGAGGAGACGGGUGCUCGCGUGGUCCCGGGCGAAUGGCUGCCCGGAGUAA